Messenger RNA from Vidua chalybeata, 3255 nucleotides. It is a transcript of the gene ACAD10, whose product is annotated as acyl-CoA dehydrogenase family member 10. The transcript has 13 exons. The record is from RefSeq and is a predicted model, not a curated record. Lineage: Eukaryota; Metazoa; Chordata; Aves; Passeriformes; Viduidae. The coding region runs from base 820 to 2940 and encodes 706 amino acids.
GGAUCCCUGAGGGGAGAGACCCCCGGGAUCAUCGGCCCGGGAGUGCGAGGGGUCCCGGGAUCCCUGAGGGGAGAGACCCCCGGGAUCAUCGGCCCGGGAGGUGUGAGGGGUCCCGGGAUCCCUGAGGGGAGAGACCCCCGGGAUCAUCGGCCCGGGAGGUGUGAGGGGUCCCGGGAUCCCUGAGGGGAGAGACCCCCGGGAUCAUGGACCCAUGACCCAUCCCCACCUUGUCACCAACACAGAGCACCCAGUGCCACGUCCAGGCCUUCCUUGGACACCUCCAGGAAUGGGGACUCCAAACCUCCCUGGGCAGUUCCAAUCCCUGACCACCCUUUCCAUGAAGGAAUUCCUCCUGAUGUCCAACGUGAACCUCCCCUGGCACACCUCGAGGCCGUUUCACCUUGUUGUGUCCCUUGUCCCCUGGGAGCAGAGCCCGACCCUCACAUGGCUGCAGUCACUGAUGAUGAUCAGUAAUUAGUGCGUGUUAGUGAUGAGCGACCCCGUUGUGCCCAGCCCUUGAAGGGGUGUGGACCCUGUGUAAAGCCCCAUUUGGGGGUCCCUGGUUUGGCUGGGACACUUGAGUGGCUGCCCAGGUGGAGCCACCAUCCCUGGAACUGUUCAGAGCUUGAGCAGAGGCAGCCCUGGGCCCAAGGGUUUGGUGGACCUGGGGAGGCUGAUUUGAGGGAGGUCUUCUCCAACAUUAACAAUUCCAUGAUUCUGUGUGCAUGAAUAAACAUUUCCCCUGUAGUUCUACAGCUGUGCUCCAGCCUCUCCCCGGCUGAGGUGUGAGUUUCCCUGGCCCCUGCCGUGGCUCCCAGCAUGUACCUGAGGGGCACUGCCCGUGCCCAGAACCUUCUGUGUGCCGGGAUCCGGCGGCUCCCGCUGAUCCCGCAGCACUCCAGAGGCUUCUCUUACAAAGCCGUGGUCUUUGAGGAGAGCGGGGUGCUGCUCCCAGCCCCUCACAGGACAGCCACAGACUGGGAGGCCCGGAGCUGCAUUCCAGCCGGCACCAUCCAGCAAGCUGCACUGUCUGGAGGGGAGAACAGCCUCUCUCUCCAGUAUUCCAGGGGAGAGCUGACAGCUGUGGAGUUCCUGCAGGAAUUGGGACAGCAGUGCUUUGAGAUUGCAAAUGUCCGUGUUCCAGUGCACUCCUUUCUCUGGGAUUUAAUCCGAAAGGAGAUGAUAAAACAGCUCCCCAUAAUGGCAGAAGCAGCUCAGUGUAUCCGGGCAGAAGGGCUUAAGACAGCUCUGCUGAGGCACAGCUUGUGCCUGGGGGAUGGAGAGAGGCUCCUGCCCCUGGACCAACAGCACUUUGAUGUGAUGGUUGAAUCACAUCAGGAAGGGAUGCCCAGGCCAAAUCCUGGGAUCUACAAGCUGUGCUUGGAGCGCCUGGGUGUCCAGCCCCAGGAGUCCAUCCUGCUGGACAGCAGCAGCAAGAACCUGAAGGCAGCAGCCCAGCUUGGCAUGAAAACAGUGAAGGUUGAUGAUCCAAAAGCAGCACUCAAAGAGCUGGAAACCCAUCUGGGAUUUCCUUUGCAAGGGUUUGUUCCCUAUACUCGUUCAGUGAGACCAGGCAUGGAAAUCCCAAAGGAUCGUCUGCAAAAGUACCUUGGAGAUGUUCUAGAUGCCCACCCAACAGCCCCACUGGAGUUACGGCAGUUUGACCUUGGAGAGUCCACCCGGAGCUAUUUGGUGAAGUUUGGAGGUCGUUUGCUGGUGCUGAAGAAGGAGGAGGAGCCUCCCUCAGGCCCGCCAGGCCCUUCUGUCCCAAGGGAAUACAGGGUUCUGAAGGCUCUGGCUGAGGCUGGUGUUCCUGUGCCCCCUGUGCUUGCUCUCUGCGAGGACAGAAGCAUCCUUGGCACUCCUUUCUACCUGCUGGAGCACUGUGCUGGCCACAUCCACCGCGCCGCGUCCCUGCCCGCGGUGCCGCCGCGCCGGCGCGGGGCCUGGUACGGGGCCAUGGCACACGUCCUGGCCAGGAUCCACAGCCUGGACCUCGGAGCAGCCAAGCUGCAGGACCUCGGGGAGCACGGAAAUUACAUCCAGCAGCAGGUUGAGACCUGGACAAAGCAGUAUCGAGCUGUGGAAACUCACGUGAUCCCAGCGAUGGAGAGGCUCAUCCAGUGGCUGCCUCUGCAUUUUCCUGAAUCCCAGAAGACAACAUUGGUGCAUGGUGAUUUCAGGAUGGACCACCUGGUCUUUCAUCCAGACAGGCCAGAAGUCCUUGCUGUGCUGGGCUGGAAGUUUGCCUCUCUAGGAGAUCCCAUGUGUGAUUUGGCGAAUAACUGUAUGAGCUUCUUCCUGCCAGCCCACUUUAGUGCUCGCAGAGGCUUGAGGAAGUGUGACUUGGGGCACCUGGGGAUUCCCACGGCAGAGGAGUAUUCCCAGAUGUACUGUGGCCACAUGGGAGUGGAGCGUCCGGAGAACUGGAAUUUCUACCUGGCCUUUGCCUUCUUCCGCCUGGCUGUGAUGCUGCAGGGACGGCGCCGAGGCUCCCUGGCAGGGAGGCCAGCUCCAGGUGACAGCAGCCCCAAGGACACUGAGUUUGUGGCUGAUCUGGCCUGGGAUUUUGCCAUUAAAGAAGGAUUCCGUGUGUUUGAGAACCUCCCCCCCACAAAGCUGCACGUGCGACAUUCCAGCACCUGGGCCGGGCAAGGGCCGCUCCUGGGCAGGAGUUACAGCACCUGGGCACGGCCUGGGGCAGCCCCUGUGCCCAGAGUCCCUCUGGUCACUGUCACUCCCCCCAGCAGCCUGGUGGGGAUGGCCCAGGGGCUUUGCUGCAAGAUGGAAAAUAUGGGCAUCCAGUGGGGCUUUCUGAGUUCCCAUUCCAGAGGGACUCCACGUCCUCUGCCAGAGCUGCAGGUCCCUGGAGCAAAACAUCUCCACAACGCAGAUCCCAGCCCAGCACUUCCCUUGGAGCUGAGCUCCAUGUCUGGCUGAGAGUUCACAGGACAGGACUCUCCAAACCAGAGCUGAGCCAGGAGCUGCAGCACUGGGAAACCUCAGAUGGGGACCCAAAGGAUCCACUCUGGCAUGGGAGAGGCCGUGCUAAGGGCAGCCUGUGAGCUUCUCAGUUCCAGUGGUGUUUGGUGUUGUCUGUGCUCAGUGCUUUUAUUGCCUGGCUCAAUACAGGGCCAAGUCCAUCCUUGGAUCAUGAGGCUGCAGAAGUCAGAACUGCAGCAGGGAGAGUUGGUUGGGAGUGACCUGGCUGGGAGUGCAUGACUUGGUUUUGGGAAUAAAGAGAAUGGACCAGCA